Messenger RNA from Daldinia childiae, 1629 nucleotides. Its product is annotated as Malate synthase, glyoxysomal. Bases 1 to 1629 code for a protein of 542 amino acids. The record is from RefSeq and is a predicted model, not a curated record. Gene Ontology annotation, biological process: glyoxylate cycle. Gene Ontology annotation, molecular function: malate synthase activity; oxidoreductase activity, acting on the CH-OH group of donors, NAD or NADP as acceptor. NCBI's taxonomy places the organism in Eukaryota, Fungi, Ascomycota, Sordariomycetes, Xylariales, Hypoxylaceae. The transcript has 4 exons. Gene Ontology annotation, cellular component: cytoplasm; peroxisomal matrix.
AUGGCAACCACCGACAGCAUCUUGCAAGGUGUAUCCAUCUCUGGCACCGUGCAGCCAGAGCAUAAAAAGAUCCUGACACCAGAGGCAUUGGCCUUCCUAGCACUACUUCACCGAUCCUUCAAUAGCACUCGCAAGACACUAUUAGAGCGUCGCGUCGCACGUCAAGCUGAGAUCGACAAAGGCAACUUGCCGGACUUCCUACCUGAGACAAGACACAUCCGUGAGAAUCCGACAUGGAAAGGCGCGCCACCGGCUCCGGGUCUUGUCGACCGGAGAGUAGAGAUCACAGGCCCUACGGACCGCAAGAUGGUCGUAAAUGCGCUAAACUCAGAAGUAUGGACUUAUAUGGCGGAUUUUGAAGACUCAAGCGCCCCGACGUGGGACAACAUGAUCAAUGGCCAAGUAAAUCUAUACGAUGCUGUGCGGCGACAGGUUGACUUCAAGCAAGGCCCGAAAGAGUACAAGCUACGAACAGACCGCGUGCUCCCUACCCUUAUUGUGCGACCCCGAGGAUGGCACCUCGAUGAGAAGCACGUCACAGUAGACGGAGAGCCGAUCUCGGGCUCUCUAUUCGACUUCGGCCUGUACUUCUUCCAUAACGCGCGCGAGUCCGUCAAGCAGGGCUUCGGCCCAUACUUCUACCUGCCCAAGAUGGAGUCGCAUCUGGAAGCGCGCCUCUGGAACGACGUAUUCAACCUAGCGCAGGACUCAGUAGGCGUCCCGCGCGGCACGAUCCGCGGCACUGUCCUCAUCGAGACAAUCCUGGCCGCAUUCGAGAUGGAUGAGAUCAUCUACGAGCUGCGGGACCACAGCUCGGGUCUUAACUGCGGUCGCUGGGAUUACAUCUUCAGCACCAUUAAGAAGUUCCGCCAGAACAGCGGGUUCGUCCUACCGGACCGCAGCGCGGUUACCAUGACGGUUCCGUUCAUGGACGCGUACGUUAAAUUACUGAUUCAGACGUGCCAUAAACGUGGCGUCCAUGCUAUGGGCGGUAUGGCGGCUCAGAUCCCGAUUAAAGACGAUAAGGAGGCGAAUGAUAAGGCGAUGGAGGGUGUGAGGGCUGACAAGUUGCGGGAGGUGCGCGCUGGUCAUGAUGGUACAUGGGUAGCACACCCGGCUCUGGCAUCUAUUGCCUCCGAGAUUUUCAACAAGCACAUGCCGACGCCGAACCAGCUGUUCCGGCGACGCGAGGACGUUAAGGUCGGCCGAAAUGACUUGCUAAAUAUGAACGUCCCUGGAAAGAUCACCGAGGAUGGUAUCCGGAAGAACCUGAACAUCGGCCUUGGUUACAUGGAGGCUUGGAUCCGCGGGAUUGGCUGCGUGCCUAUUAAUUACCUGAUGGAGGACGCCGCCACAGCCGAAGUUUCCCGGUCGCAGCUCUGGCAAUGGGUACGCCACGGCGUAACCACAGCCGAGGGUAAGAAAGUCGACAAGGCAUACGCAUUAAAGCUCCUAAAAGAUCAAACGGACCAACUCGCUGCCAAUGCGCCCAAGGGCAACAAGUUCGGCCUCGCAUCACAGUAUUUUGCGGGCCAGAUCACGGGUGAGGACUACGCUGAUUUCCUGACGACUCUGCUGUACGAUGAGAUUACUGCGGUGGGAAAUGCGGCGCCUGCUAGUAAGCUAUGA